UAGUUUAUGUCAAGAAGAACGUUAAAUUAGUGGUAAUGGUCUAAGAUGUACAUUUCACAUCUGUCAAAGUAUGUGAAAUAUAUGCUUUUAAAUUAACCUAUGCAAUGGCACAAACACGAGUUAUACAAGUUACGCUGGUUUUCUUUGGAGCGAUAUCAUCUUCUGGAUACGGAUUUCCUGAAAUCAAUCAAAAGAACUUGAUAUUGGGAAGACAGUAUGGACACAAAUGUAAUCAACAUUAUGGAGUUUUAGAAAACAAGACUUUUGUCAUUACAUCAGAUGAUUACCCCUUACAUCCGCCAUGUUCUGUUGUAUUGACUGGAUACAAAGAGGAAAAUAACACACACAAGUAUUCACAUUUGUGCUAUGAGGUCAUAGAUCUAUUCGUACCAUGUGAUGCAGAGGGCAAUAAUACAAUUUCGAUCGAAAAGCAGAAACUAUUGGAGCACAGCAAUGACACAUUCUUUGGAUCCGCAGUAAGUAUUUAG
Molecule: messenger RNA, 488 nt
Organism: Mytilus trossulus (common blue mussel)
Lineage: Eukaryota; Metazoa; Mollusca; Bivalvia; Mytilida; Mytilidae
Exons: 3
Coding region: 105-488 (127 amino acids)
Source: RefSeq, a predicted model, not a curated record